Trachymyrmex cornetzi is the source of this 720-nucleotide messenger RNA. RefSeq lists its product as uncharacterized. The coding region runs from base 176 to 574 and encodes 132 amino acids. The record is from RefSeq and is a predicted model, not a curated record. The transcript has 2 exons. Lineage: Eukaryota; Metazoa; Arthropoda; Insecta; Hymenoptera; Formicidae.
GGAAUUAUUUUAUUUUAUUUUAAUUUACUAUAAGCUCUGAUAAUAUCAUAGGAAGUAUCGGACAAAAAACGCUCAAAUUGAGCGAACACUUUCUUUUAAUGAAAUUGUCAUCGCGGACUACGAAAAAUUUCACGUAAAAAUUUACUUCUAAAAUAGAUUAUAAUUCAUAAAAUAUAUGUUUUCGGCGGCUGUGGAUCUAUACGACGUGCCUCCGGCAUGGUGGGAAACAGACUGCGUGAAAUACGGACUCAGUUACACACCCGUGAGAUCGCGAUUAACGUUGCUGAUGGGAAGUAAUGUAGUGCGAUUGACGGAUCGCAAAUACAUGAUGCUGCUCGCGUCGAGACUGCAGGAGGAUUACGAGGCGCAGCAAAAGGCUCGCAUCGAACGAAAGAAAUUGAAGGCUGUCUCGAUCGUACCGCAAUUGAAUGAAUUAUUGCCCAGGUCGUUUCUGAAGACUACUCGGCGACGACGUGAAUGCGAGCCAAAAUUUCACGCGUUUGCAGCUCAAAUGUGUAAACAACUUCCACAAAUGUUACUCGCGAAUGAUUCAGAGCCUCAUUUUAAAUUCUAAAUUAUAAUUUGUAUAAUAACAUUCACAUUUAUUUUGGCCGUUUCGACGAGUAAAUCUAAAUGUAAGAAGAAAAAUACAGAGUCAAGGAACGUUAAUUCAAAAUGUUUGAUAUGCGCAUAAUAAAUAACAAGCUUCAAGCAUGUUCU